GAGCACACGUCGAACCGGGCUAAGCUGCGGGCGGCGAUCGCGGCGCUGCAGUUCCGGGCGUGGGGCCGCGAGGGCUGGAGGCGGGUGGUGGUGCUGACGGACCUGGCGUACGUGGCCGAGGGGGCGACGAGGCUGCUGCUGGCGUGGGCGGCGAGGGGUUGGCGGGUGAAGAGGGGGAGGGCGCGGGGGCCGGGGGGGAGGCGCAUCGCUAAUCGGGACUUGUGGGUUAAGUUGCAGGGCGCUGUGGAUGCGCUGCGGGGGGAGGGGUGCGAGGUCUCGUUUUGGCUUGUUAGGGGGAGGGAUGUGGGCGGGUUGGGGGACUACAUGUGCGGUGCGAAGGAGGCGGCGCGGGAUGCGGCGCGGCAGUGCCCUGCUGUGGAUACAGAGGAGUUUACGAAAUUAUACGGCCUCUUGCUGUGA
Messenger RNA from Phialemonium atrogriseum, 420 nucleotides. RefSeq lists its product as uncharacterized. Gene Ontology annotation, molecular function: nucleic acid binding; RNA-DNA hybrid ribonuclease activity. The record is from RefSeq and is a predicted model, not a curated record. The transcript has a single exon. The annotation marks the transcript as partial. Lineage: Eukaryota; Fungi; Ascomycota; Sordariomycetes; Cephalothecales; Cephalothecaceae.